CUCUCCUAUCCCAUCCUGCUCUGCGGCGCGGGGGCAAGAUGGCUGCUGAGAAGCAGGUCCCUGGCGGCGGCGGCGGCAGCAACAGCAGCAGCAGUGGUAGUGGCAGCGGCGGUGGACGUGGUGCCGGAGGGGAAGAAAAUAAAGAAAACGAACGUCCUUCUGCCGGAUCGAAGGCAAACAAAGAAUUUGGGGAUAGCCUGAGUUUGGAGAUUCUUCAGAUUAUUAAGGAAUCCCAGCAGCAGCAUGGUUUACGGCAUGGAGAUUUUCAGAGGUACAGGGGCUACUGUUCCCGUAGACAAAGACGUCUUCGAAAAACACUCAACUUCAAGAUGGGGAACAGACACAAAUUCACAGGGAAGAAAGUGACCGAAGAUCUUCUAACUGAUAAUAGAUACUUGCUUCUGGUUCUGAUGGAUGCUGAAAGAGCCUGGAGCUACGCAAUGCAACUCAAACAGGAAGCCAACACUGAACCCCGAAAACGGUUUCACUUGUUAUCUCGCCUACGCAAAGCUGUGAAGCAUGCAGAGGAAUUGGAACGCCUGUGUGAGAGCAAUCGUGUGGAUGCCAAGACCAAGUUAGAGGCUCAGGCUUACACAGCUUACCUCUCAGGAAUGCUGCGUUUUGAACAUCAAGAAUGGAAAGCCGCCAUUGAGGCUUUUAACAAAUGCAAAACUAUCUAUGAGAAGCUGGCCAGUGCUUUCACAGAGGAGCAGGCUGUGCUGUAUAACCAACGUGUGGAAGAGAUUUCACCUAACAUCCGCUAUUGUGCAUAUAAUAUUGGGGACCAGUCAGCCAUCAAUGAACUCAUGCAGAUGAGAUUGAGGUCUGGGGGCACUGAGGGUCUCUUGGCUGAAAAAUUGGAGGCUUUGAUCACUCAGACCCGAGCCAAACAGGCAGCUACCAUGAGUGAAGUGGAGUGGAGAGGGAGAACAGUUCCAGUGAAGAUCGACAAAGUGCGGAUUUUCUUACUGGGAUUGGCUGAUAAUGAAGCAGCUAUUGUCCAGGCUGAAAGUGAAGAAACCAAGGAGCGCCUGUUUGAAUCCAUGCUCAGCGAGUGUCGGGACGCCAUCCAGGUGGUUCGGGAGGAGCUCAAGCCAGAUCAGAAACAGAGAGAUUACAUCCUUGAUGGAGAGUCAGGGAAGGUGUCUAAUCUUCAGUACUUGCACAGCUACCUGACUUACAUCAAGCUGUCAACGGCAAUCAAGCGUAAUGAGAACAUGGCCAAAGGUCUGCAGAGGGCUCUGCUGCAGCAGCAGCCAGAGGAUGACAGCAAGCGCUCCCCCCGGCCCCAGGACCUGAUACGGCUCUACGACAUCAUCCUACAGAAUCUGGUGGAAUUGCUCCAGCUUCCUGGUUUAGAGGAGGACAAAGCCUUCCAGAAAGAGAUAGGCCUCAAGACUCUGGUAUUUAAAGCUUACAGGUGUUUUUUCAUUGCUCAGUCCUAUGUGCUGGUGAAGAAGUGGAGCGAAGCCCUUGUCCUGUACGAUAGAGUCCUGAAAUAUGCAAAUGAAGUAAAUUCUGAUGCUGGCGCCUUCAAGAACAGCCUAAAGGACCUGCCUGACGUGCAAGAGCUCAUCACUCAAGUGCGGUCGGAGAAGUGCUCCCUGCAGGCCGCAGCCAUCCUUGAUGCAGAUGACUCUCAUCAAACAGAGACCUCCUUCCAAGUCAAGGACAAUAAGCCUCUGGUUGAACGGUUUGAGACAUUCUGCUUGGACCCUUCCCUGGUCACCAAGCAAGCCAACCUUGUGCACUUCCCACCAGGCUUCCAGCCCAUCCCUUGCAAGCCUUUGUUUUUUGACCUGGCCCUCAACCAUGUGGCUUUCCCACCCCUUGAGGACAAGUUGGAACAGAAGACCAAGAGUGGCCUCACUGGAUACAUCAAGGGCAUCUUUGGGUUCAGAAGCUAACCAGGCUCUUCCUCAGGGGCGGGGGAGAUUCUGACUCUUUGUCUGUAUUGUGAGAAAAUCCCAGCAAGUUCCAUGAUAUUAAAUCCAGGUCUGCAUUGGCCCAGGGCAGAAGUUUACACCUUUGGCCCUGCAUUCCUACAUCUUGUGUUUGUACACUUACAUUGUUGUUUUUUUUUUUUUUUUUUUUUUUUUUGAGAUGGAGUUUCGCUCUUGUUACCCAGGCUGGAGUGCAAUGGAGCGAUCUCAGCUCACUGCAACCUCCGCCUCCUGGGUUCAGGCAAUUCUCCUGCCUCAGCCUCCUGAGUAGCUGGGAUUACAGGCAUGCGCCACCGUGCCCAGCUAAUUUUUUGUAUUUUUAGUAGAGAUGGGGUUUCACCAUGUUGACCGGGAUGGUCUUGAUCUCGUGACCUCAUGAUCCACCCGCCUCGGCCUCCCAAAGUGCUGGGAUUACAGGCUUGAGCCACCGUGCCCGGCCACCACUUACAUUCUUAACCAAUAUGUUAGGAGAGCACCCUGUCAUCUUCUGGUAGAUGUGUGCAGGGUCACCCUGUCUUCUGUACCUCCUGGGAGAGGGGCCGCUGCUGUCUGGUGCCCUGUUUGGUCGGUAAUGCGUUCAGGAGUCCACGCCAGGCACAGCUGGGGCCUUGAAACGCUUGUCGUGCUUCUUCAGUACCAUGGAUUUGAAAUGAACUCAUCCUGGCUGUGAGCAUCCAGGAUCCCUUGAAAAGUUUAUCUAUGACUUUGAAACUGGCAACGUCACCCCAGAAUUACAGUCAGCCUUAUUCCCCUUCACCUCCCAGUGAACGCUAAGAAGUUUCAGAACAAGCAGAGAGCUCUAUUUUUAGAAGAAAUGUGUUACAUUCAGAAAUGAUGAAACCAAAUCUUAUAUUAAAAGGCAAAGAUGA
Molecule: messenger RNA, 2812 nt
Organism: Callithrix jacchus (white-tufted-ear marmoset)
Lineage: Eukaryota; Metazoa; Chordata; Mammalia; Primates; Cebidae
Gene: SRP68
Product: signal recognition particle 68
Biological process (GO): SRP-dependent cotranslational protein targeting to membrane
Cellular component (GO): signal recognition particle, endoplasmic reticulum targeting
Molecular function (GO): 7S RNA binding; signal recognition particle binding; endoplasmic reticulum signal sequence receptor activity
Source: RefSeq, a predicted model, not a curated record